This is a messenger RNA of Chrysemys picta bellii (western painted turtle), 2215 nucleotides long. The record is from RefSeq and is a predicted model, not a curated record. Lineage: Eukaryota; Metazoa; Chordata; Testudines; Emydidae.
GCUCGGCGCGGUGUGGGGGCGUGGUUAGCUAGCCUGGUGCCCCCGCCCCCCGGCACGGCUGUAACGGUCGUCGACUCCGUGCGCGUCCGCGCCGCGAGACAGUGAGAGCUCGAGAGCCGAGCGGAGCCAGUUGACUGGAAUAGCUGUGAUGGCCACCCUUGAGAAAUGCCCAGACCUGAGGUUCCAGCAGACAAGUCCAACAGACUCUAAUACAGGUCAAAAGAGCUGUUCUUUGGAGACCGACUGGAAAACCCCAACUCUGUCUGUGAAGUUCCAGAGUCGCUUUGGUCACUGUUCAAGUAUGGCUGACAGUGGGGAUACAGCAAUCGGGACCUCCUGCUCAGACAGCACAGAGGAAUUUUGGAAUUCCAGUAGCAGUUCCUCGUUUCAGCCCAUCAAAACCCAAGUGACCAUCCCCACAGCCCAUGUCAUGCCUUCUACGUUGGGUACGUCACCCGCCACGCUCUACUCAACAGGUGAGCCGAGCUCUUUGCAGAGUGCCCCAGUUUCAUCCAAACCAGCUGUACCAAGAUCGUCCACUGAAAAUGGAGGGCUGACAAGAAGUGGAGGUUUUACUGCUGUGAAAUCCUCUCAAGUGGAUCUCUUGCAUCUCUACGGGACGUCUGGGGGAAAUGGUUUUGAGCAGUCCUGGUUUCCUGUUUCUGAUCAUCUGAGAGCGGAAGACACUCGAAAAUUUGACACUCCUGCCAUUGAGCCUACCCUUAAUCAAUCUGGUUUGCUGGAUACGCUGCAUGCUGACCCGGCCCACAAGUUCCAGGAUCCAAGCUUGAUUUCCACUUACAAAGUGCUGCCAGAGACUAAACCAGCAACAGGGGCCAGUGAAGCCUGUGAGCCGCGAAAUGGUACUUGGCCCACUGGGAGCAGACUGAUGCCAUUGGGAUUUCAGCCCAAUAACGUCUUUUCGAAACCAAUGGUGGCUCAGUCUCAGGUGUGGAGGCAGGAGCCUUGCACUUUGCAUCCACAUCAGAGGGCCUGUGAACUCAGUGCUUGGAGGCAGCAGCUGGACAACAUACGGUUGCAAGUAGAACAGAUGCAGUUACAAAAUGGAUCGGCGGCUUGCCACCAGCCUUCAAUGUAUGCUACUUCACUGCACUCCACUGAUCCAGCCCAAUGGGUCAGUAUCCUGAACACCAGUGAGAAUCUACUUAAGGAAAAAGAGAUCCUCAUUGACAGGCAGAGGCAGCACAUCUCCCAGUUGGAGCAGAAAGUGCGUGAGAGUGAGCUGCAGGUUCACAGUGCUCUUCUUAGCUGUGCUGCCCCCUAUGGAGAUAUUUGCAUGUUGAGAAUGCAGGAGCUGCAGCGGGAGAACUCGUUCCUGCGAGCACAGUUUACUGAGAAGACUGAAUCCCUCAGUAAGGAAAAGAUUGAACUGGAGAAGAAGCUGGCUGCUUCAGAGGUGGAUGCGAAACUGAUUCGGGAGACACUGAAGGAGACCGUGCAGAAGCAUGCAGAAGAAUUGAAGAAACAAGAAGAGAGGGUAAAGGGAAGAGACAAACACAUUAACAGUCUGAAAAAGAAAUGCCAAAAGGAGUCUGAGCAAAACCGGGAGAGACAGCAGAGAAUUGAGACCCUGGAGCGCUACCUGGCUGAUCUGCCAACGUUGGAGGAUCAUCAGAAACAGAAUCAGCAGUUAAAGGAAUCGGAACUGAAGAGUUCUGCUCUGCAGGAAACCGCGACGGCGCUGAAGAGAGAGCUUGGAGAUGUCCGGGCUGCCUGCAGAGAGCAGGAGAUGCAGCUAGAAACACAAAAACGCAAAGAACUGGAGUUGCUUUCCACUGUUCACAGCUUGCAGGACAGAGUGCAGCAGUGUGUGAAGAGUGCAGGCAGAGGGUCACCUGUCCAGGAGGUGGAGAAACAGAAAUCAGAAAAUGAUUCUCUGCAGAAAGACUGUGAUUGUCUCAGGAAGAUUGUGGACAAACAGCAGAAGAAGAUGGAGCAGUUGUCUUCACGAAUAAAGGUGAGAGGUGUGAAUGCUGAAGGUCUGGGAACUCUGGAGCAUCGAUAAGAUAUGUUGAACUAACUUCUCUCCCUGGGUCUGCUGCAGAGCCUGGAAGAACAGGUGUCGCAAGAAGAGGGGACAAGUCAGGCUCUGAAGGAGGAGGCAACGCGAAGAGAAAACGCACUGCAGCAGCUACGCACUGCCGUGAAAGAGCUUUCAGUGCAGAACCAGGAUCUGAUUGAGAAGAAUUUGACC